CCAUGGACAUGUUUCACACACGCUUCAAGCAGGAGGGCGUCCUGAACAGCAAGGAUGCCAGUCAUGCCACCAGAAGUUAAGAGAGUUGGGAAAGAACCUCCCCUUGUGUCAGAAGCUCUGCUGGCUCAGGAACCCUCAUUUUCCCAGGAGGAGAGAAUGGCUUCUGGGUACCUGCCCCCCUGGUCUCAGGAAUCAGUGACCUUCAAGGAUGUGGCCAUGGACUUCUCUCAAGAGGAAUGGGAGCUCCUGGACCCUGCUCAGAGGAACCUGUACAGAGAGGUGAUGUUGGAGAACUAUAGGAACCUUGUCUCCCUGGAUAGCAGUCUCUUCCUCCAAAAAAAAUAUUUUUCCCUCCAAUGUAUUUCAGAUUGGGAGACUAAACUGAAAAACCAAGAAUCAACUUCUAAGAAGGUGGUUUUGGGGGAAGAACCAACUAGUGGUAUGAGUAUAAGGCUUACAAUAGAAGACUGGGGAAGUGUUCAGUGCAAGGAGAACCAUGAUGACCCCCAGGGGCUUUUGAGGCAAAUGGCAUCCAUCCAAGUAAAGACAAUUGCUCAGGAAGAAGCAACGACAUGGUGUGGAUUUGGAGAUGUUAGUAAUCUUAGCUCAGACCUUAUUAUAUCGCAGGGAAGCUCUUUAGAAAAAUGCAUCAGUACCAGUGAGCUAGAUGUCAAGAACUUGGCAUCUGAUUUAAUCUUAAACUGCCAUCAGAUGCAAUAUGCAGAUCAGAUACCCUGUGAAAGUAAUGAAUUUGGAAAUUCCCUCAGCCAAAAUGGUCAACUUAUUCAACAUGAAAGAAUUCAAACAGGAGAUAUGACAUCCAUAUAUGUGGAAAAUGGAAAAUCAGUGAAUCAUAGUGUGGCUCUUACUGUACACAACAAAAUUAAUAUAGCAGAGAAACCCUUUGAAUGUCACCAGUGUGGGAAGGUGUUUAACAGGAGACAUUCUUUGAGUGAACAUCAGAGAAUUCAUACAGGAGAGAAACCAUAUGAGUGUCAGGAAUGUAGGAGAGCCUUCACACACAGCUCUACCCUUACUCGCCAUCUGAGGACUCAUACUGGAGAGAGGCCCUACAGAUGCAAUGAAUGUGGUAAAGCCUUCAACAGGAUUUCAUCUCUGACUCAACAUCAGAGGAUUCACACAGGGGAAAAGCCCUAUAAAUGCAAAGACUGUGGAAAAUCCUUCUGCCAAAGCUCUUACCUGAUUUUGCACAAAAGAACACACACGGGAGAGAAGCCCUAUGAAUGCAAUGAAUGUGGAAAAGCCUUUAGCGAUCGUUCCUCUCUCAACCAGCAUGAGCGAACUCACACUGGGGAGAACCCCUAUGAAUGUAACCAGUGUGGAAGAGCCUUCAGCCAGAGAUCUUCCCUCGUGAGGCACAAGAGGACUCACACUGGAGAGAAACCUUAUAGCUGUAACGAAUGUGGGAAAGCAUUCAGCCAGAGCUCCUCCCUUAUGACACAUCAGAAAACUCACACUAGCCAGAAAACCUAUAGAAUAAUAGACUGUGGGAAAGUGUUUUAUCAGAGCAGCCACCUUAUUGGAUUUUAGUGAUUGCAUGCUGCCUUGUAAAGUGCCCUUAGCACUCUGACACUUAAAUGUGGUUAGACUUUGCCCUGGUGUGAUAGGUGUAGGUUCAUAUCAUAUUCUUACAAGAAAGUUCUGAGGUCUAGAACUGAGAAAUCACCAUUAAGCUAUACCAAAUGAGCUCCAUUCGCUUAGAAAAGAUUGCUUAGUGGGAAUGCUAACAUAGAAUGGGAUUUUUCUAAGAAAUCACAUGUUAGACUCAGCACCUGUAGCUCAAG
Messenger RNA from Otolemur garnettii (small-eared galago), 1805 nucleotides. It is a transcript of the gene ZNF554, whose product is annotated as zinc finger protein 554. Gene Ontology annotation, biological process: regulation of transcription by RNA polymerase II. The transcript is spliced from 5 exons. The coding region runs from base 55 to 1551 and encodes 498 amino acids. The record is from RefSeq and is a predicted model, not a curated record. NCBI's taxonomy places the organism in Eukaryota, Metazoa, Chordata, Mammalia, Primates, Galagidae. Gene Ontology annotation, molecular function: DNA-binding transcription factor activity, RNA polymerase II-specific; RNA polymerase II cis-regulatory region sequence-specific DNA binding.